Fraxinus pennsylvanica is the source of this 4245-nucleotide messenger RNA. The record is from the annotation of a GenBank genome assembly. NCBI's taxonomy places the organism in Eukaryota, Viridiplantae, Streptophyta, Magnoliopsida, Lamiales, Oleaceae.
AUGAAGAACAUUUGUUCUUUUCUUAUUGUAAUCCUAUCGGGUCUUUUUGCUCUUGGGAAAGCAGAAAUAUACAUUGCGACAGUUGAAGGCGAGCCCGUGACAAGUUAUAAAGGUGGUAUUGAUGGUUUUCUAGCCACUGCCGUGGAAUCUGAUUCUGAUGAGAAAAUUGAUGUCACCAGCGAAUUGGUAACAUCUUAUGCACACCAUCUUGAGAAGAAACAUGAUAUGCUUCUUGGAAUGUUGUUUGAGCGUGGGACCUACAAGAAGCUCUAUAGCUACCGUCAUCUUAUCAAUGGCUUUGCAGUUCACAUUUCUCCUGAGCAGGCAGAAAUACUUAGACGAGCACCAGGUGUGAAGUCUGUUGACAGAGAUUGGAAGGUGAGGAAACUGACAACCCACACACCCCAGUUUUUGGGGCUUCCAACUGGAGUAUGGCCAACAGGAGGUGGCUUUGACAGAGCUGGAGAAGAUAUUGUGAUAGGAUUUGUGGAUUCCGGUAUUUAUCCACAUCAUCCAAGCUUUUCGACUCACAAUACUGAGCCCUAUGGGCCUGUUCCAAAAUACAGAGGAAAAUGUGAAGUUGAUCCAAACACCAAGAAGGACUACUGUAACGGGAAGAUUAUUGGAGCUCAACAUUUCGCUGAAGCCGCUAAAAUGGCUGGCGCGUUUAAUGCCGAAAUUGAUUUUGAUUCUCCCCUUGAUGGUGAUGGACAUGGAAGCCACACAGCGGCUAUUGCAGCUGGAAAUAAUGGAAUUCCAGUGAGAAUGCAUGGAUUUGAAUUUGGAAGAGCAAGUGGGAUGGCACCUCGUGCUAGGAUUGCUGUCUACAAGGCCCUCUACAGAUUAUUUGGUGGUUUUGUUGCAGAUGUAGUUGCUGCCAUUGAUCAGGCUGUUCAUGAUGGUGUGGACAUUCUGAAUCUCUCAGUGGGGCCAAACAGUCCUCCAGCAACGACAAAGACAACAUUUUUAAACCCUUUCGAUGCUACACUUCUUUCAGCUGUGAAAGCUGGAGUUUUUGUUGCACAGGCAGCCGGAAAUGGUGGUCCUUUUCCCAAAACCUUGUUGUCGUAUAGUCCAUGGAUAGCAUCUGUAGGUGCCGCAGUUGAUGAUCGGAGAUACAAGAACCAUCUGACCUUGGGAAAUGGGAAAAUCUUAGCUGGACUUGGUUUGUCUCCUGCAACACAUGCAAAUCGAACAUUUACCUUGGUAGCAGCUAAUGACGUGAUGCUGGAUUCUUCAGUUGCGAGGUACAGUCCUGGUGACUGCCAAAAGCCGGAAGUUUUGAACAAGAAUUUGGUGGAAGGGAACAUUCUCCUUUGUGGCUAUUCCUUUAAUUUUGUCAUUGGUACUGCUUCAAUACAGAAAGUCUCACAAACUGCAAAGAGUCUUGGCGCAAUUGGUUUCGUUCUAGUAGUGGAAAAUGCUUCACCAGGAACAAAAUUUGAUCCUGUUCCUGUUGGGAUUCCUGGAAUCCUCAUUUCAGAUGUUAGCAAGUCCAUGGAACUCAUACACUACUACAAUAUCUCUACGCCAAGAGAUUGGACUGGGCGGGUCAAGAGCUUCAAGGCAGUAGGAAGUAUCGGGGACGGUCUGAAGCCUAUUCUCCACAAGUCUGCCCCACAAGUAGCAUUGUUCUCUGCUCGAGGACCCAAUAUCAAAGACUACACCUUUGAAGAUGCAGAUCUCCUGAAACCAGAUAUUCUUGCUCCUGGUUCUCUAAUUUGGGCUGCCUGGGCUCCUAACGGAACGGAUGAGGCGAACUAUGUUGGUGAAGGAUUUGCUAUGAUAUCUGGAACUAGCAUGGCUGCACCACAUAUAGCAGGAAUAGCAGCUCUCCUGAAGCAGAAGCACCCCCACUGGAGUCCUGCGGCUAUCAAAUCUGCCUUGAUGACUACAUCAACUACCCUUGACAGGGCAGAGAGACCACUUCAAGCUCAACGAUAUUCUGGAUCCGAUACUCUGGCUCUGGUCCCUGCAACACCUUUUGAUUGUGGGAGUGGCCACGUCAGUCCUAGAGCUGCUCUAGAUCCUGGACUUGUUUUCGAUGCAGUCACACGCACCGUGACAAAUGUUGCCCAGGAAGAAACCUAUGUGAUCACUGCAAGAAUGGCACCUGCAGUUGCCAUUGAAACCAGCCCUCCUGCAAUGACUCUACGACCCGGUGCAUCACGGGAAUUCUCUGUGACGCUCACUGUUCGAUCAGUCACUGGAUCCUACAGUUUUGGAGAGGUUUUGUUGAAAGGCAGUAGAGGGCACAAGGUAAGGAUUCCUGUCGUGGCCAUGGGUUAUAAUCGUUCAUACACGGCAUCUUCAGCAGUUGCACCUUUUCAUUCUCUCUCGCUCAUCUUCAGCUAUAUUAAAAUGAUAAGUGAUGGGGUGGUUCUAACUGCACCCUUAUCACUGGAGGGAGAGGAUUCUGAUGGAAAUUAUAGAGCUCCUAAUGUUCUUAAACGGAUUUUAAGUCUCCUUAAUAGUGUACGGCCAGGAUCUGAUCUCACUGGAUUUCAGUUGCCACCGAUGUUCAACCUUCCAAAGUCUCAGCUUCAAUGUUAUGGAGAAUCUGUGUAUUGCAACAGUAGUGACAUUUUGAGCAAAUUUGCUAAACAAGAAACUUCACUAGAAAGAUUCACAAGUGUCAUAGCAUGGAGCAUAUCCACUGUCCGUCCUUUGAUGUUCGGCGUGGCUCCUUACAAUCCAGUCAUCGGAGAGACUCACCAUGUCUCGAGGGGCACUCUUAACGUGUUACUCGAACAGGUUUCGCAUCACCCACCAGUGACUGCUCUUCAUGCAACAGAUGAGAAGGAAAACAUGGAAAUCAUAUGGUGUCAUUGUCCCCUUCCAAAGUUCUAUGGCACUAAUAUUGAAACCGAGGUGCAAGGAAAAAGGCAGUUGAAGCUCCUUGAUAGGAAUGAAACUUACAUAAUGAACUCACCAAAACUUGUGAUCAGAUUCUUCCCUAUGCCCAGUGUUGACUGGUUGGGAAACGUUACAAUCAAAUGUCAAGAAACUGGCCUUGAAGCUGAGUUAAACUACAGAGGCAACUCGUUUUUACCUCGACCAUCUGUCCACCGGUCUAUAAAAGGAAAAAUCUUCAUGUCAUCUUCUCCCAAGACUAUGUAUGUUGUUGAUGGCCAUUGGGAUAGAACUGUCACAGUGAAGGAUGUUUUCACUGAAAAAGUCACGGUAAUCUACAAUGCAAAGGAGGCGAUUUCAGGACUGAAGACUCCUAUUGUCAAUGACCCGAAGGGCAUUCUGCCAAGUGAAUCAACUUUGGUAUGGGCUGAGGUGAGCAAAAGUAUCCUUCAAAAAUGCUGGGCUAAAGCAAAAGAAGCAAAGACAAGUAUUGAAGAAAGGCAGAGAGAGCUUGCUAGAGAGGCUAAGUUAAAAGGAGAAAGUUGGAUUCCCAAGCAUUUCACUAUAUCUCACAGCAAGGAAACUGGAUGGGACUGCUUACCAAAUCAGAAGUUGGUUUCGCAUCACCCACCAGUGACUGCUCUUCAUGCAACAGAUGAGAAGGAAAACAUAGAAAUCAUAUGGUGUCAUUGUCCCCUUCCAAAGUUCUAUGGCACUAAUAUUGAAACCGAGGUGCAAGGAAAAAGGCAGUUGAAGCUCCUUGAUAGGAAUGAAACUUACAUAAUGAACUCACCAAAACUUGUGAUCAGAUUCUUCCCUAUGCCCAGUGUUGACUGGUUGGGAAACGUUACAAUCAAAUGUCAAGAAACUGGCCUUGAAGCUGAGUUAAACUACAGAGGCAACUCGUUUUUACCUCGACCAUCUGUCCACCGUUCUAUAAAAGGAAAAAUCUUCAUGUCAUCUUCUCCCAAGACUAUGUAUGUUGUUGAUGGCCAUUGGGAUAGAACUGUCACAGUGAAGGAUGUUUUCAGUGGAAAAGUCACGGUAAUCUACAAUGCAAAGGAGGCAAUUUCAGGACUGAAGACUCCUAUUGUCAAUGACCCGAAGGGCAUUCUGCCAAGUGAAUCAACUUUGGUAUGGGCUGAGGUGAGCAAAAAUAUCCUUCAAAAAUGCUGGGCUAAAGCAAAAGAAGCAAAGACAAGUAUUGAAGAAAGGCAGAGAGAGCAUGCUAGAGAGGCUAAGUUAAAUGGAGAAAGUUGGAUUCCCAAGCAUUUCACUACGUCUCACAGCAAGGAAACUGGAUGGGACUGCUUACCAAAUCAGAAGUUUGUCCCCCCCGCUCCAAUAAUUGUACCUCCGGUCGAGAGCCAUGACGGUGGAGGACGUAGUUAA